Messenger RNA from Candidula unifasciata, 2310 nucleotides. Lineage: Eukaryota; Metazoa; Mollusca; Gastropoda; Stylommatophora; Geomitridae. The record is from the annotation of a GenBank genome assembly.
AUGUCUUGUGGCAGUGGUAGACCGCCAUCUUGGACAGUAGCUGCAGGUUCUCACAGCGGUAGCUGUUUGCAAGUGCCACACUCCGGCACGCAAGUGGUACUGGGCACAGUUCUGACCGGAGCUUACCCAGCUUGUUCUAUCACUUGUUGUUUUCCUGGUGUUAUGGACAACAUCCAUGUGGAUCCGCGCAAACAAGAACUACUCGAAGCACGCUUCCUCGGGGGUCGGUUCCAGCCUUUGAUGGUACCUGCACCACCACAAGAACAACAACACGACAGCAGCAAUUUAAGUAGCGGUGGCUCUGCAGACAGAGAUGAUGGUGACGGACUUGGGCCAACACCAGACAAGUGUAAGCUGACAGAGAGAAAGCGGAAGCGGAAAACUGACAACCCCACUGCCACAAAAAGAGUUGAGGCAAACGGGAAGAAGAUAAAUGAAUAUUUCAGGAACCAGUCUCCAAGCCGUACAGGACAGCCCCCAGGAGCAGUGGCCAAGUCUCCGUCACCUCAGGCAUUUGGGAACUUUGUACCACACUCUCCAAACAACUCUUCCAACUCUAUGGCCGACCUGAUGAGUUCUGCCAGCCGGCCCGCACUGUCUCUCAGUAUUGGCACAAAUGUCUGCUCAAAGUCUAUUCAGACUGAUUUUUCCAUGGCUCACAUUCAGGCCUUGGAAAGCCAGUCCAUGUCUCAUCUGGAACAGAAAGAUACCAGAAUUGAUGAACUACACAGACAAAAUGAUGAGUUGAAACGUCAGUGUACGGCCCAGAAUAAGCUGCUGGAGAAACACAAGGAAAACCUGCAAAAAUGCCUGGAUGUCAAUAAGUCAUUGCUUAUUGAAAAGAGCACCUUAGAGAAGAAAACCACACGGCAGAAGUGUAUGGAGAACAGACUUCGGCUAGGGCAGUUUGUCACACAGAGGCAGGGAGCCACGUUUGUGGAGAACUGGGUCGAUGGCUGGGCAUUUCAGGAUCUGAUGAAGCAACAAGAAAGGAUCACAGCAGACAAAGAAGAUAUUGAUAAACAGAGACGACUGUUGUUGAAACGUAAACAACCAACAGCAUUAGGAAAAAAUGCCAAGCAUGACAACUUUCUCAAGCCAGGAGAAAAGUACUUAACACUGGCCGAAUUUUAUGAGCAGGACGAAAUCUUGAAGCUUCGGGCGGCGGCCUUGAAAAAGGAAGAUGCUGACCUUCAGCUAGAGAUGGAAAAGCUGGACAGGGAGAGGAACUUGCAUAUACGAGAACUCAAGCGCAUUCAUAAUGAGGACAGUUCAAGAUUUAAAGAUCAUCCGACGCUAAACGACCGCUAUCUCUUACUGUGCUUGCUUGGUAAAGGUGGUUUUAGUGAAGUACAUAAGGGUUUUGAUCUGAAGGAGCAGAGGUAUGUGGCCUGUAAGAUCCACCAGCUCAACAGGGAGUGGAAGGAGGACAAAAAGGCCAAUUAUAUCAAGCAUGCUCUCCGGGAAUACAACAUACACAAGUCUCUGGACCACCCCCGCAUUGUGAAACUUUUUGAUGUCUUUGAAAUCGAUAACAACUCGUUUUGUACUGUGUUAGAAUAUCAGAAGGGGAAUGAUCUUGAUUUUUACCUGAAACAAAACAAGAGUAUUCCCGAGAAGGAAGCCCGGUCCAUCAUCAGUCAGACAGUCAGUGCUCUUCGUUAUCUCAAUGAAAUCAAACCACCUGUGAUACACUAUGACCUCAAACCAGGCAACAUACUGCUGGGAAGUGGUUCGGUCAGCGGUGAGAUCAAAAUUACAGAUUUUGGCCUGAGUAAAGUGAUGGAUGAGAGCAACUUUCAUCCUGAGGUAGGCAUGGACCUCACAUCUCAGGGGGCCGGCACGUACUGGUAUUUGCCACCAGAAUGUUUUGUUGUGGGGAAAACUCCACCAAAAAUCUCUUCCAAGGUUGAUGUCUGGUCUGUGGGUGUUAUCUUCUACCAGUGCUUAUAUGGCAAGAAGCCAUUUGGGCACAACCUGUCCCAGGCGGCCAUUUUAGAAGAGAACACUAUAUUGAAAGCUACAGAGGUGGAGUUUGCAUCCAAACCCCCGGUCACUCAGGAGGCUAAGAAUUUUAUCAGACGGUGUCUGCAGUACAAGAAGGAGAUGAGGCCAGAUGUGCUGCAACUUGCUGCUGAUGAUUAUCUUAAACCUGCUCAGCUAAAGUCCAAAAAUAUGACAGAUGGCACCACGUACUCCAGUUUAGUAUCCUUGAAUACCAGCAGUGGUGGGAUCGGAAGUAGCAGCUCUGGAAUCUUACUGUCAAACAAUCCGGGGUCUGCAACUAACAACUCUCACAGUGCGUCUUAG